Messenger RNA from Naegleria gruberi, 1095 nucleotides. RefSeq lists its product as uncharacterized. Lineage: Eukaryota; Heterolobosea; Eutetramitea; Acrasida; Naegleriidae. The record is from RefSeq and is a predicted model, not a curated record. The coding region runs from base 1 to 1095 and encodes 364 amino acids. The transcript has a single exon.
AUGAGAAAAGAAGACCUUGUGAGUGUCAUUACAUUGAUUAUUACUGCAGCACUUUUAAAUUUCUAUCCAAUUCUCUUCAAUAACCAACAAACACUUGAAGAAAUUGAACAACAUCAUAAAAUUAAUAUGGAAACUCCUCUUAAUACAGAAAGUAGAAUAAACUCCAUCCUAUUGAAAGGAGCUUCAGGAUAUUCAUGUAUCCUUCCACCAUCAGAAACCAAUAAGAAAUACUUUAAUUUAGGUGAGACAAUUUACACUGGUAGUUCAGAUAUGUUACAAUUUAUUUGUGAAUAUUUAAAGAGACGAAACUUGGUGAAUGAAAUUAUUCCAAAUUCAAGAAAAUUGAUGAAGAGAUUAAUAUACGAAGCUCACUUGUUGGAAAUGUUCGAUUUGAGGGAUAAAGUGAUUAGAAAAUAUGUGAGCCCCUUUGUCGCAAUUGAUAUGGUUGGAUAUCCUCAAAAAAAGAAAGAAUUUAUUAUUCGAAACAUACUUAUUCGAAAGGCAAUCACCAAUUUUUAUAAUACUAAGGGACCCUCCUUCACAAACACUCUUCCUACAAAGAUUAGAGCUGCCCUAUUUGAUAUUAGGAAGGAAUUGAGCAAUACUGCUUUUUUCAUAUUCAUCAAUAUUAGUAAUGAACGAACUUUGAGAGGAAUUUCAAAAGAAAUUGUUGACUUGUUACCAAAAUACUUAUUUGAAAUUGCAAAUAGCUGUGAAUUGGAAAAUAUUAUGAAAGAGCAAUUUACAGAGCUACUUUUUUAUUUGUUACAAAAUAUUGGAAAUCGAGAAUUGGUCCAAAGUGGAAUGGCAUUAACAUCUCUACCAAAAAUAGCUUUAUUUAUUCAACAUAGACGAAAUCUGUUUAAUAAUUAUGAAAAUUGUUUUACCAAUUUUAGUGUUAGACCCAUGAUUGGAUGUAUUGGAUUUAUAAAGAAUAUGUCAGGAUCGUUAUCUGCUUCGAUUAUUAGACAACUAUAUUCAGAUAGUGAGUUGGCAGCAUUCACUGAAUUGCAGUAUGAUAAUUUAGGUGAACUGAAGGAUCAUUUUGAUAAAAUACUUUUGAGAACUCUCCAUCAUAUCCUCAAUUCAUUUUAG